Molecule: messenger RNA, 2919 nt
Organism: Phialemonium atrogriseum
Lineage: Eukaryota; Fungi; Ascomycota; Sordariomycetes; Cephalothecales; Cephalothecaceae
Product: armadillo-type protein
Exons: 7
Coding region: 185-2614 (809 amino acids)
Biological process (GO): protein phosphorylation; tRNA export from nucleus
Cellular component (GO): cytoplasm
Molecular function (GO): ATP binding; protein kinase activity
Source: RefSeq, a predicted model, not a curated record
GUGCUGUUGUUGCCUGGGACCUGCAACGUAGGAACAGGUUGUCAGCGAUAAAGACGAUAACACAAUUAAUUACCCAACUCCUCCCUCCUGAGUCUCGAGGCGCGAGUUCGAAAGUCGAGGCCCAGCCCCAGCCCCAGCCCAGUUCCGCCCAGUUGCCCACACACCACUGACCGCCUCAGUCUCGAUGGACUUCCUCAAGUCAGCUGUUGCUUCCGCCAUUGCCAAGGGCCCGCCCUUCCCCUACACCUUCGGCGACAAGGUAGACCUCGACCCCUCCAUCUGGACACUUUACAAUGGGACAAGGCGAGAAGAUGGCUCCAACUGCAGCAUCUUUUCCUUCGACAUCACCGCCAACAAGUCUGUGCUGCCGCUUGCUAAGAAUGCGGUGAAGAAGCUGCGUACCAUACGGCACCCUGGUGUCAUCAAGGUGUUGGAUACCGUAGAGACCGAUACCUAUAUCUACAUCGCAACUGAGCGUGUCGUCCCGCUGCGGUGGCACGUUAAACGAAAGAGCCUAAGCCCGGAGGCUACCAAAUGGGGCCUACACAGUAUAGCGAGCACCGUCAAAUUCAUAAAUGACGAGGCGUCAUCGAUCCAUGGCAACCUGAAAGUUGCCUCAGUCUAUACGUCUGAAAGCGGAGAGUGGAAGCUUGGCGGUUUUGAGGUUCUCAGCAACGUCAAGGAUGACGAUGCUGUUAUAUAUACUUAUGGCAGCUUGGUACCCGACUCCGGACGCUACACACCUCCCGAGCUAGCUCGGUCAGGCUGGGAUGCGAUAAAGAAGAACCCACACUCGGCAGUCGACUCCUUCGAUCUCGGGAUAUUGGUCUUUGAGGUUUUCAACGGCAGCUACGCCGGAGUUGACCAGGCGGGUCAAACAAAGGGAAUCCCUCCCAGCAUGCAUUCCAGCUAUAAACGGCUUGUCAAUGCAAACCCAAAAGCUCGACUCAGCGUUGGCCACUUUCUAGAACAGGGAAGGCGAAGUGGCGCCUUCUUCGACACUCCUCUCAUCAAAUUAACCGACGGCAUUGAUAACCUCGGCGUUAAAUCAGAUGAAGAGCGAGAGGCCUUCCUCGAGGACCUGGAACAACUCACCGAUGACUUCCCUGAGGAUUUCUUCAAGAUGAAGGUCUUGCCGGAGCUUCUCAAAGCCGUAGAGUUCGGGGGUGGGGGACCAAAAGCAUUCGGCCUGGUCAUGAAGAUUUCGGUAAAGCUCUCGAAUGAGGAUUUCGAGACCAAAGUCACACCUGUGGUCAUCCGGCUCUUCGGCAACCCGGAUCGCGCAAUAAGAGUGUGCCUUCUAGACAGCUUGCCUCUCAUGAUCGAUAGACUUCCACAGAAGGUGGUCAAUGACAAGGUCUUCCCGCAAAUGGUCACCGGGUUCACAGACGUAGCACCCGUGGUUCGAGAACAAACGCUGAAAUCAGUGCUCACGCUGAUAGCUAAACUCUCAGAUCGGACCAUCAACGGAGAGUUGCUGAAAUAUCUAGCCAGGACUGCCAACGACGAGCAGCCGGGAAUUCGAACAAACACGACCAUCUGUCUCGGCAAGAUCGCCAAGUACCUUGGGACCUCGAGUAGGGCGAAAGUCCUCAUUGCCGCUUUUACGAGAUCGCUCAGGGAUCCUUUCGUUCACGCCCGUAAUGCGGCGCUGUUGGCCCUGGCUGUGACUGGCGACUACUUCUCGGAGGAGGAUUGCGCAGGCCGUAUCCUUCCGUCAAUAUGCCCGUUGCUUAUCGACAAAGAAAAGUUGAUUCGUGACCAGGCUAGCAAGACCUUGGAUGUCUAUCUGCAAAAGGUAAGAAAAGCAACGGCAAGCAUGCCUGAUACCGUCCUACCGCCACAGAACCCAGCGGAGAACUCGGGCCCGAGGAUGGGCUCUCCCCAGCCGAAUGGAUCCUCAUCAUCAGCCUCGUGGGCCGGAUGGGCUAUUUCUUCCUUCACCAACAAGCUCUCCACUGCAGCGGGCGAGAUCGAACCGUCUGCAAACAGCACCAAGAAGCCGGUCCCGGCAUUGACCUCCUCCGCAUCGGCUCUCCACCGCCAAGCUCUGAAGUCACCUCCCCGCGAGGCCCCCUUAUCACGAUCAUCCUCGACCGGGAACGCAGCCGAGUCCUUCUUCCCGGAUCCCGACCCGGCCGCCGACGACGACGGCGACGCGUGGGGCGACAUGGACGAUGCCGACGACUUCUUCGACACCCCCGCCGACCCGGCGCAGUCACCGUCGUCCUCCACGGCGACCCUUCCCAAGCGCGACGCCGCCGCCGCCGGGGCGAGCAGCAGGGCCGUAAGUGGGGCCAGCUCAGCAGCGGCGGCAGCCUCGGCGACGCCGUUCGACGACGGCGCGGAGCCCGACUUCGCCGGCUGGCUGGCGGCGCAGGCGCAGAAGAAGGCCGGGCCCGGCGGCGGCGGGAGGCCGCUGCCCAAGGGCCUGACCAAGGCGGCGGGCCCCGGCGGCGGUAAGCCCGUCGCGGCAGCGAGCGCGGCCAAGAGGCCCGGGGCCUUGGGUGCGGGUACGGCUCGGGCGGCGACCGCGAGACCCGCGCCGAAGAAGAUCGACAUGAAGCCGAAGGAGACGGGCAACGACGACGAUGGCUGGGGGGAUGGCUGGUGACACGGUGGCGGGAGUGUGGAAGGAGAAAAAGACCAGGGGGGCGGCGAAAGUGCAUGCUUAGCACGGCGUUUUUUUGGGUUUCAAAGGGGCGGAUACAUCCAUAUUAACAGCCCUGAGAGUACGACUGGAUACUGGUAUCCCAUAGUCAUAAUUAUUAGCCUGCGUGAAAUGCAAGGCUCUACCAAAAAAACCAACUUGGGUCGUCCCACCGUGAAAAGUCAUCAAGGCCCUAAUCCAUGAAUUCGAGAGUAUAAUAAUACAAUUUACGGGGGAAGCCGGUUAGCCCCCGCCCUAUGCCCAGAAAC